AUGUCCACAGCUACUUCAGAUGAUUCUCCUCCUCCUUCAGGAAAUUCCAACGAUGAUAAUACAAUCGGACCAAGAUCCCAGAACAAAUUGGGAUUUCUGGAAGGUUCCAUUUCUAAACCCUCUUCCUCUGAUUCUUUACUGUAUACUGCUUGGAUUAGGAACAAUAAUAUAGUCAUUUCUUGGAUACUUAAUUCUGUUUCUAAAGACAUUUCAGCAAGCAUACUCUAUGAUGAAUCAGCUGCUGAAAUCUGGAAAGAUCUAAAGCAGCAGCUCACUCUUCUUGCCAACCAACAAUCUGGUAAUGCAACAUCUAACACCACACAAUCUGUUGACACACCAGGUAUAAUUCUUUCUACUUCUCAAUAUUGUAUACCUACAAAAUAUGACACUUGGAUAGUGAAUUCAGGUGCAACACGACAUAUAUGCUCCUCUGUUUCGCAUUUUAUUUCUUUAUCUGAUAUUCCCAAAACCAAAUUGGUUUUACCUAAUCAUUCUCAUAUGUUUGUGUCCAAAUCUGGUACUGUUCUGUUGUCCCUUGAUUUAACUCUCACUGAUGAACCAAUCACUAAGAAGAUGAUUGGCAUGGGUAGAUUGUUUCACGGCCUCUACCUUCGGGAUAAGCCUACAUCUAUACCAGAAGUUCACACUAUUAGUGCUGAUAUUUGGCACUCUAGAUUAGGUCAUUUGUCAUCUAAAGCUCUUGACUUACUUAGCUCUACUUUACCUUGUAAUACAUCACAUUUGCAUAAACAUUCUCCCUGUUUUUUUAGAUCCGAUAAUGCUCCGGAACUUGUUUUUGAAGAACUUUUUGCUAAAAAGAAUGUUAUUUUUCAUGAGAAAAUUUUUCCUUUUACAAAGUUAAAUAAUGCUACUGUUUUGGUUGAUAUUUUUCCUAACAUUGUCCUACCUUCCUCUCUAGUUUCUUAUAUUGGCAUAACAGAUUAUAUUACUCCUAUUUCUUCUACUAAUAAUGACAUAGUCGAAGCACCUCCAGAGACAACAAGCCUGACACCUGAUCCUUCUUCUACACAACAAAAAACUAUCCUCAUUCCUUCUCCCGUUGCUGCUCCUCCUCCUAAUCCUAUUCACAGACCUUCAAGACAGUCUAAACCUCCAGCAUACUUGAAGGAUUUUGAGUGUCACUGUUCCCUUCAACUCAACCCCCCUACUCCUUAUCCAAUCAAAAAAUAUAUUUCAUAUUCUAAAUUAUCUACAUCUCACAGAAUUUUUUCUUAUGAUGUUUCUUCUAAUGCAAAACCUUCGAGCUAUAAGGAGGCAACUUUGGAUCCAAAUUGGAUUUCUACUAUGCAACAAGAAUUUCAAGCUCUACAAAAUAACAAAACAUGGUCUUCAACCACAUUGCCACAUCACAAAAGGGCUAUUGGAUCCCGCUAG
Messenger RNA from Humulus lupulus (European hop), 1395 nucleotides. RefSeq lists its product as uncharacterized. The transcript has 6 exons. The record is from RefSeq and is a predicted model, not a curated record. NCBI's taxonomy places the organism in Eukaryota, Viridiplantae, Streptophyta, Magnoliopsida, Rosales, Cannabaceae. The coding region runs from base 1 to 1395 and encodes 464 amino acids.